This is a messenger RNA of Metarhizium robertsii ARSEF 23, 1287 nucleotides long. RefSeq lists its product as uncharacterized. The transcript has a single exon. The record is from RefSeq and is a predicted model, not a curated record. Bases 1 to 1287 code for a protein of 428 amino acids. Lineage: Eukaryota; Fungi; Ascomycota; Sordariomycetes; Hypocreales; Clavicipitaceae.
AUGCCCGUCACGCUAAACAUUGUCAAUCAUGCCGCCGAAAACUGGCGCUCCUCUAGAGUUGGCACUUCUGAGAAACUCCUCGAGUUGGUCAGUCCCAAGGAGCACCAGAGAACAAGCAGAGUCAUUCAGAGCUCCUUUGGUGGCCGUCUGCUCGGGGAAAAUCACACGUCCUCGAGUCCCAAUGGAUUCGUGUGGGCAGCAAUCAAGGCAUACAGCUCGCACCAUCAUCUGUCCAUACGACCAGAAGACGUGUGGUUCGCCAUUAUAACCCAGGUCGGCUUCUACGUGAAAGCCCACGCCGAGAGUCUUCGAUCAUUCUUCGUCGAGCACGAGGGGAAGAAGGAACUGAUAAUCGACGUGUACGGCUCUACGGAAACGGUAGACUUUGGCGCUAUUGCUGGCGCAAUGACGCAUUUGAUGGCCAAGAACGUCAAGGACCCGGAGCUGCGCACCUGGGUUAUGCCGUCCUUCUCCACGACGUCGCAGACCGACAUUGCCGUUGCCUCUGUCUUGUUCAUGGGGGCUAUGCAAAAGUACUUCUCCUAUACUAUUCGCAUGCUCUGCGGUAUUCCGUCUGUAACACUUCUUGGUGAAGUCGCAGACUGGGAGGAUAUCCUUUCUAGGUUGGACAAGCUAGCGCAGCUGGGAGAGGAGCCAGGGCAAUUUGCAGACAUGUUGAAGCCGAUCCUGCGAAACAUGGUCCUCUCCUUCACAGAGCCGUCUAGUCCGGCCGUGAUCCGAUUCUGGAACAGCGUCGCGGAUAAACAUCAAAUGAGCGGACUCUGUACGUAUUCUGGGUGGAUCGCGGCCUUUUGUUUCUGGAACGAAAAGGGGGAAGCACAGCUAUCGCGCAAGUGUCGCAACGGUACAUGGCACGCCGUGAUUGACUCAAAAAACAUUCCAGCCGGGUUCUGCUCCGUGCCCGUCAAGGUCAACGACAACGGACGUGAGUUUAACUGCACCAUGAUAGCCGGCUCCGUGGGGAUCCAGGCCCGUUCCAUCUAUCCCUACAUUGCCCGGGAGAGAAGGGCGGCGACUUCUUCUUGGGACGCAGAAAUGCAUGCUAUCCAGCCGCUGUCAGGUUGGUGGAUCUGCGAGAACGAGUCCGCUGAAGAAGCAGAGGCGCCUCAGACCGAGAUCAAAGCUACUCGAGAUGAGUUGAUUGCCGUGGAUAAGGCAUGUGACACUAAAUUGCAAAGGUCGGCUAUCCAUAAAGGACAUAGGCAUACGCCGAGCAUGGCACGGCGGAGAGACUUGAGGAUGCGUCUAAGUGAGUUGAAAUAUUAG